AUGUUUCAAGUACCAAAUUUUGUGGAUGCAUCUGUAGCUGAGGCAGCCGCACCACUUAAAUGGGACUACGUCUUGGCUACAGCAACUCACACUCGGUCCGCACUGGUUUCUUCAGACAAACCAACGUUGGAUUCUGAACCUUUUGUUCAAGAAGAGCCAGUUGACUUGCCGCGUUUCUCUGCACGGGCAGUCAUUUGCCGUAAGAUCCGUGAUAUGCAACUCAGGAUGGACCGAGAAACCAGACGCGUAUAUCCUACUUUCCGCACAUUGUUCCUUCAGGAUCCUUCGUCCUACGAUACAACGGAUACUUGUACAACGCACGAUACAUGUAAACAAGAAAUCCGACAGCUUGCUCUUGCUGCAAUGAAGUCCGGCAUGAUUGGAACCUUGACGGCCACGAAACUUGUCGAGCAGUACAUCGCUGAAAACAAUCAGCUCGCCGAUGUACGGGUGUCGACGUUGUUUGCCAUCCAUACCUUGCUAAUGAGUCAUCCGGUGCAAUUCCUUGCCGAUGCCAUAUCACAUCGUCGCAGUCAACACUUUACGUACAGACCGGCGCAAGAUCAGAAGAUCAUAGAGCGCGUAUCUGGUUGGGUACGCGCAUUGACAUCUGAACGACCAAAUGAGCUCGCUGAUGAGGCUGAGCAAGUGCUGAAUGGCUUUUGCUCUAGAGCUCGCCACGUAAUGGCUUGGCACGAUGAACGCCCUCUUAAAGCCGAUGCGCUACCUGAACCAGAUGAACGUGUGCCUGGCUUAGAUGGUGCUAGUGAAUUUAUUUGGUCCGAUACUGACAAAGAGAUCUUGGAGUUUUUCAAAAUUAGUCUUGGAAACCGUCGGGAACUUCAAGAAAAUGUUACAGGCAGCAUUGCCAUGGAUAUAAUUAAGCGGCUGGGUGUGAAUGUCAGACUGCACCCAAUUGUAGUGUCAGCUGAUUCCAAGCAGAAUGAAGGAAUAAUGGCUCCCGAUCAACGUGCUAAAAACAUAUCCACAUUGCACACUGAUGUAACACAGGCAGGAUUCGAUUUGCAGCAUUCCCAGAUGUUUAAUUUUCUAAUUCGAGUUGGAGCCCUGACGCCCUGGGAAAAUCCGAACGCUCUCGACACCCAACUCAAGAAUUUACGGGCAUUGCCUAGCUGUGAAACCGAGGGCGUGGAUUUGCACGACGAACAUGAGCCUCGUUUUUGUUUUGACAAUUUACCUGUUUAUGUGAUUGAUUCUGCGUCUUCUUUCGAACUGGACGAUGGUAUCUCUGUCGAAGCAACUGAAGACCCGGCAAUGUAUUGGAUUCAUGUACACAUAGCUGAUCCAACUGCUUGGUUGAGGCCUGAACACGCAUUAUCUCAAACGGCUAGACAUAAGUAUUCUAGCGUCUAUUUUCCAGAAAUCAUGUUGCCGAUGCUUCCCACGGACGUGACAAACCAUAAAAUGAGUCUUUCAAGCAAAAACACUCCCUUAAACGUUCUGACAUUUAGUGCUUUGGUGGACUCUAGUUCUGGUAAAGUGUCAUCAUAUGAUGUUAGGCGUGGCAAAGUCGGCAACAUCAGAAUUUUGAACUAUAACCAAGUCAACGAGAUGUUUUUGGAUCGUGAAGAUAUUGGACGUCACAAAGUUUCAGACGCUACUGCUCAAGACGAUUUGCACCUACUUGCUUCUUUGGCAUCUGUCAUUAACAGACGUCGUGUCCAUAUUGGGCGGGCAUUAAAUGCAGUUGAUGCACACAGUGACUUGAGCAUUUACCCCCUACCCCUCCCAAUCCUUGCCGACAAGACGCUAGAUCGUCCGCAGUUUUAUACAGGCUUUCCCGAAAUUCGUUUGCGUUUCGCAGACCACACAAAUACGGAAAGACUGGGCACAUUCGAUCAAAUUCCAGGCGGAAUUACCUCAGAGACUAUGGUUAGUGAGAUGAUGAUUUUGGCGGGGCGAGUUGCUGGAUCUUUCGGUCUGGAUCACAAUAUACCAUUACCAUAUCGCGUUCAGCCUGAACCCAGUGAUACAGAGCUUGCUAUUAUCGAUGAACUUAAGAACCCUGAAACUGGCGCUAUGGCAAUGAGCAAAUUAAUAUCUAAAGAUGUAUUUUUGCCCACAGGAAAUUCAUCCAUCAAACCGGGCAUUCACUACGCGCUUGGAGUACGUCCUAUGCCGCAAAACGAUAUAAACUCGGAUGCAUUUUACCGAGGUGGGUAUGUACGAGUGACAAGCCCUUUGAGAAGAUUCGCAGAUUUAGCUUGCCAUUGGCAAUUGAAAGCUGAAUUGAGUGGUGAAAAUCACCCAUUCAAUUUCGAGACCAUGAGUCAGCUCUUGGUACAAUUUGACCAAAUGGACAAUUGGGUCAAGCAAAUUGAACGUGCUUCUUCACGCUACUGGUUGUGGGUAUACAUCAACAGGACUUUGAGCAAGAAACAAAAGUAUGACUUCGAAGGAAGGUCGGACUACACUACAUUCUUCACACCGGAAGAACAAGCUCUUCUCGAACCAAUUCCAGCAACCCAAAAUAUCAUGGACGUCCGUUUCAACAGUGAAACACUCCAAUCAACUGUGAGAAUAUCACUGCCUCAAUUAGGGGGACUCCCAGUCGAUUGUGAAUGGCCGAAUGGGAAAAACCCGCCAAGAAAAGAUGAAAUUAAAAAAGUGAAAAUAAAUCGAGCAGAAAGCGCUGGAUUAAAAAGAACUAUAGUAUGUAGACAAGUUGUAUAA
Molecule: messenger RNA, 2694 nt
Organism: Malassezia globosa CBS 7966
Lineage: Eukaryota; Fungi; Basidiomycota; Malasseziomycetes; Malasseziales; Malasseziaceae
Exons: 1
Coding region: 1-2694 (897 amino acids)
Molecular function (GO): 3'-5'-RNA exonuclease activity; RNA binding
Source: RefSeq, a predicted model, not a curated record